Messenger RNA from Paramuricea clavata, 1257 nucleotides. Lineage: Eukaryota; Metazoa; Cnidaria; Anthozoa; Malacalcyonacea; Plexauridae. The record is from the annotation of a GenBank genome assembly.
AUGCACAAAUGUCAUGAGUGCGAGAAAACUAUACGGAAAAAUCAAAAGGAAACUAACUGUACAUCAUGCCUCGAUCUGUUUCACGUAAAAUGUAUUGCAUCCACAACUGAUAUCAAAACUAUUAUAAGUAAUUAUAUUUGUUCCAGAUGCCUGUGGACUGAAUUGCCCUAUCAUUACAUACAGAACGAUAGUUUCUCACUAGAAGCGGGACAAUCCUCCUCUACCGAGAGCGAUACUUUAGACCUAAAUAAACAUCUCAUCAACCACAUGAUUUCUCUCACCACCAGACCAAAACACCUAAAACUAAUGCAUCUUAACACCCAAAGCAUGGUUUCUACAUUCGACGAGUUAGUUCUAACCAUGAAGCAAUAUCCUUUUGAUGUAAUCUGCAUGAGCGAGACUUGGUUAAAAGACAAUCCACUGUUACUUCAGCACGUAAACAUACCCGGGUAUAGUUCUGAAUUCAGAAAUCGUUAUUCAAUAAAAGGCGGGGGCGUCGCAGCAUACAUCAAUGAAUCGUUAAAGAAUCGUCGAAGGAGUGAUAUCGAGAAGAAAGAACCCAGCCUUGAACAUUUAUGGCUCGAGUUCCCCGGCAGAAAUAAACAUAGCAAACUACUUGUGGGGACAAUAUAUCGCUCAGAAAAAAUGCUAAAAUGUACGGAAUGGCUGGAACGUUUUGAAAACCUACUCGGGUAUCUUACGGCUAGCUGGGAUGGUCUUAUUUUGGUAACUGGUGACAUUAAUAUUGAUCUACUUGGACAUUCGAACUCUGUAACAACCCAAUACUUGGACAUGCUGUCAACUUUGAACCUCUAUCAGCACGUCCAAAAACCAACUAGAACAACAUAUAAAUCCUCAACACUUAUAGACCAUAUAAUCUCAAAUUCACCCACGCGCAUCUCACAUACUGAUGUCUUACCUUGCCCAUUGGUCAGUGACCAUGACGCUAUUUAUGCCUGCAUCAACAUCAAAGUCACAAGAUUUGAGACACGAUACAAGUAUAUACGAUGCGAAAAAAACUUUAAUGAUUUAAACUUCGUCGAAGACUUUAAAACGUUACCUUUCUCCGUAAUCUAUGGCGUUGCUGACCCUGAUGAAAAACUCGAUAUAUUAAAUUCUUUAAUUACAGAAUGUAUUGAAAGACAUGCGCCUCUAAGACGAACCAAGAUCACGAGACCCCCAGCACCAUGGCUUAAAGAUCCUACCAUCCAAGAUCUACAGGAGCAAAGAAACGUUCUCCAGUGCUCGAAGAAGUAA